CGGGCCCCAGCGUCGUGCGGAGGGAGCCCCGGACGCCGGGACCCCCGGGGUGGGCCGGGACCCGUCCGGAGCAGGAGGAGAUGGUCGCGGCCCGGGUCUGACCUCGCCGGCCCUGGACUAUGCCGCCGGGGAGGCCUCCUGGCAGCGCGGACGCGGCGGGCCGGGCCGGGCGGCAUGGUGGCCACCUACCGGGUGGCCGUGCUGGGGGCGCGAGGCGUGGGCAAGAGUGCCAUCGUGCGCCAGUUCCUCUACAACGAGUUCAGCGAGGCCUGCGCGCCCACCACCGCCCGCCGCCUCUACCUGCCCGCCGUCGUCAUGAACGGCCACGUGCACGACCUGCAGAUCCUCGACUUCCCGCCCAUCGCCGCCUUCCCCGUCAACACCCUGCAGGAGUGGGCGGACGCUUGCUGCCGGGGGCUGCGCAGCGUCCACGCCUACAUUUUGGUCUAUGACAUCUGCUGCUUCGACAGCUUCGAGUACAUCAAGACCAUCCGGCAGCAGAUCCUGGAGACGAGGGUCGUCGGCACCUCGGAGACCCCCAUCAUCAUCGUGGGCAACAAGCGGGACCUGCAGCGGGGCCGGGUGAUCCCGCGCUGGAACGUCUCCCACCUGGUGAAGAAGACCUGGAAGUGCGGCUACGUCGAGUGCUCGGCCAAGUACAACUGGCACAUCCUGCUGCUGUUCAGCGAGCUGCUCAAGAGCGUGGGCUGCGCCCGCUGCAAACACGUGCACGCCGCCCUGCGCUUCCAGGGGGCUCUGCGCCGCAACCGCUGCACCGUCAUGUGACUCUCCCCGCGGGCCCGCCGGGCCGGGCGACGGGCCGGGCCGCGCCCGCUCUGCCAGGUCAGGUCCCGCCCCCACCGUCCC
Molecule: messenger RNA, 867 nt
Organism: Ornithorhynchus anatinus (platypus)
Lineage: Eukaryota; Metazoa; Chordata; Mammalia; Monotremata; Ornithorhynchidae
Gene: RASL10B
Product: RAS like family 10 member B
Exons: 4
Coding region: 175-786 (203 amino acids)
Molecular function (GO): GTP binding; GTPase activity
Source: RefSeq, a predicted model, not a curated record